AUGCCCAUUGACGAGAUGGCGGCCCCAACUUUGACGGGGCCCUUCGAUGCCGGUAGCCGGUGUAACCUUCACCCCAUCCUGUCCUCCGCAGCAGGCGCAGUGGGCGGGAACUUGGACAGCGGGAAGGGAGCCGAGAAAAGACGGGGGAAAUUGUUUGCUAGGGUGGUCUCACGGAUCAUGGAUCUAGAUGAAGAUGGAUUCCCCUACGAGAAACAAGAGGACCGCAAUGUCUAG
Colletotrichum orchidophilum is the source of this 234-nucleotide messenger RNA. RefSeq lists its product as uncharacterized. The transcript has a single exon. The coding region runs from base 1 to 234 and encodes 77 amino acids. Lineage: Eukaryota; Fungi; Ascomycota; Sordariomycetes; Glomerellales; Glomerellaceae. The record is from RefSeq and is a predicted model, not a curated record.